Molecule: messenger RNA, 2607 nt
Organism: Scheffersomyces coipomensis
Lineage: Eukaryota; Fungi; Ascomycota; Pichiomycetes; Serinales; Debaryomycetaceae
Gene: FAR1
Product: cyclin-dependent protein serine/threonine kinase inhibiting protein
Exons: 1
Coding region: 1-2607 (868 amino acids)
Source: RefSeq, a predicted model, not a curated record
AUGAAGAAGUCAAAGAGUUUUUCGCUCAAGAGAUUUUCCUUAUCUCUGCUUCGAAAGUCUGGAAAACCAGAGACACCACCAUCUGUUGAAGAUUCACCAUUUCCUGAAUUUUCAAAAUUAGAUCUUGCACAUACUCCGCGUCUGUCUGAUAGCGAUACUGAUUUUACUCGAAUAACAACUAAGAAAGCAAACAAUGAGAAGUGUGCAUUUUGCGGUGAGUAUUUAGCAUUAAACCUUCCAGGCGAAGUCAUUAUACUUUUAAUGUGCAAUGAUCAAUGCCAUCAGGAUUGCUUAACAGCUAGCUUGGAUGUCAACAAUUUAGAUUACUUACCAAUUUGUGGUCAAUGCAAGCAGCCAACAAGAUGUCUCGAUGAAAAGACUCAUUCUCAAAUCAUUCAACAGCUCCUACUUGAAAAUACAGAUGAAAUCCAAAUUAAUGAGAUUCAACAAAUUGAUGUACUCGAAAAAUCCUUAUCGUUGUCAGUUGAUAUCUCAGCCAAAGACUCUUAUUAUGACGAUCUUAUAGAAGAAAUCUUAAAACCAAGAGUUCAAUGUUAUAGUGAUAUAGACAAACUAAAAAUCACAAAGAACUCCACUCAUAUUUUAGAUCAAGUUCUUACCGUGCGGAGCCCAUUAGUUUACAAUAAACAAGAACCAAGUCCAGCUGAAAUAAAACUUAAAAGUCGUUUGAUAAAAUAUUUGAAGCUGCAUGUGCUAUCUAAAAUCAUUAAUAUAGAGGAAGAGGUAGUUGAUAUUGAAAAUUUAGGAGAGUUGUUACUCUUUGAUUAUAUGAACCUAAGUACAAAUGCAGUGGAUUGGGAUUGGAUGUGUUGCUUUUUGUUCGAAGAUGUGCUUAUUUUAAUCAUUGAAGAUACUUUAAUUGGCCAGGUAUCGAUCACAAGAGAUAUUUCAGGAGUUAAUGUAUUCGAACAAACGGGAUUAAUAACGAUAAACUUGAGGAAUGAAUUACUUCCUGAGUUGCAUUUAAAGAGUGAUAAUAAGUUAAUUUUGAUGAAAUGGGAGUCCAUACUUAUUGACAUGAACAACAAAGUCCAAAUCGAAAAUCCAAAUAUCAUACAAUUUACUACCAAUGCUUGGGGAUUAUUACAAGGAUCUGAUAUUGAAUUACCCAAAGAUUUAAAACACUAUUCAAAUUUAACUAUUGAUGGAGAUGAUAUUCCUUCUUCAUAUUUAGUCCAAGCGCUACCAAAAGCUCAACCGCUACCACUCAAUUUAGUGAUAGCGGUACCCUUAUUUAACAGAACUACCAUGUCUGACGAAGACUUACAACUGAAGAUACAGAUAACCCUCCAUACAAUAAAAGAUGGAUUGAGACCUAUAGACACAUUAUCAUUAAUAUUUGUGGGAUCUUAUAGAAAUAGAAAUCCGAAAGAUAAAGGGACUUACAUUGGGUUUUUGGAUCCAACUUGGAGAGAUUGGAGUUUAGUGUUAGACGAUAUUGAAAUCAUCCCCCGGAAAUCUAACAUGUUUAAAUCAGAGUGGGAUGAGAUGCUGUUAGCGUUUGAAAAAUGCUUAGACUUGUUUGCCCUUAGAAAUGAACUGGAAAAGAACGUAACCAAGAUGUUGGUUCUAAAUUUCAACGACUAUGAUCCAGAUGUCAGUUCGUAUGAUACCAGUUCUUUACAGAAGAAUCUUGAUUUGCUAACUGAAAAAGUGUCUAUUAGUUUUGCAAGAAUUGGUUCUGGAUAUACAGAUGUCAUAGAAUCAAUAAGUAAACUUCUAGCCAUGAAUCAGAAUGAUCAAAAUCAUUUGAAACUUAACUUUUCAUGUGCCAUCAUAAGAUAUAAUUCAUUUGAGACAUUUAUUCAAGGAUGGAGUGGAACCUUUUCAAAUAUGCAAUCUAUCUGUAUUCCAACCAUUGCUAUUGAUUUAGCAGUAACCAAAGAGUUUGAAGACAGUCUUCUGUUUGCCGAAGUUGAAGUUAAUGGCGUAUUAACUAAGAUUUCGGCCUUUAAAAAGGCAACAAUCCUAGUCCAUGAUAUGCUUCCAUUAUCAGAAAGAAACAUUGCUUUCAAAAUCAAAUUAGAAGUAUCUUCUGAUAUGUAUCAGAAUUUACAUUUUGAUGACUUUAAGAUCUUAACAUAUAACUAUUCCUAUUUAAAGCAUACAAGUAACAAUAAUGCUGUAUCACUUAGUCUUUCUAAAAGUCAACUUCCUUAUAGAUUAGAGCAAUCAACCAGUACCCUUCACACGUUAACUAAUUCCAGUGACAAUCCUACAAUUCAAUUUCUAAAUAUUCCUUUACUUCCACCAUUAUCAUCAACAAGAGAACCAGCUCUUGCUCAAAGACAAGCUGAGCUUUCAGUGAUUGAAGCUUUAAAUUCUACCAAUGCAUUUAAUCCGAAACAAUGCCAAGAUCUCUUACUCAAUUCUAUAUCAUUGAUGUAUGCUAUGAUAAGUUUAACCAAUGAUAAAGGAAAAAUAAAUUCGACACAAUUGCGAAACAUAUUCCAAGCCACCAAAGGGCGGAGUGGUUAUGACAUUCAAAACCUAGAAGAGGAGAUCACCCACAUCAGUCACCUCUUUGACGAAGAUGCAACUUUGGCAUAUACUCGUUGCAAAGAUCUUAUAUAUUUUCUUACCUAA